Messenger RNA from Cooperia oncophora, 435 nucleotides. The record is from the annotation of a GenBank genome assembly. Lineage: Eukaryota; Metazoa; Nematoda; Chromadorea; Rhabditida; Trichostrongylidae.
AUGUCAUGCUGCACUAUCGAAAGGAUACAGUUAGGACGCGUUCAGAUUUGGAUCGCUAAAGCAAUCCUAGCACCCGAUCCGAGGCCGGAUCAGGCUGAUGCGAGCCGGGCUGAAAAUGAGCCGAUGCGAGCCUGGCUACUGUGCAGGCUCACCACGGUUGGCCCGUACAAUAAUCGGCAAGAGACGUAUGCGUACUUUUCCCUACCAUUUUGCCGAGGACCAAAGGAGUCCAUUGGUCACUACCAUGAGACAAUGGGAGAGUCCCUUCUCGGAGUUGAGCUUGACUUCUCUGGCUUGGAUAUUAAAUUCAGAACGAAUGUAAAGAAGACAGUAUUCUGUAAAAUGAAGCUUACAAAUGAGGCUUACCAGACGUUCGUGUACGCCAUCAAGAACAGCUAUUUCUACCAAAUGUACCUGGAUGACAUGCCUAUUUGG